AAAAUAUUCACAUUUAAAUUUAAAACAAUGUAAGCGAAUGGAAUUGUCGAACCUUUCUCGCUUUGUCUGCUCGUCUCCUCAUUUUGCACUUUUAUAAGCAAAUUUUAUAUGCAAUGUCAAAAAUGAACUAUUAGAACGAUUUCUCGACCAACAUGGCGGAUCACAAUUUCGUGAUUUGAGCGCGCAUAGCAAUAUAGCCAACUGUGAAGAAGUAAAUAUUCGUGAGGGGCGUAAUUAUCGUAAUUGUUAAGUGAAACCGGCGAAGAGAGACAUUUGGAUGUUAGAUUAUGCGUAGCUGGAAGCUCUACGUAAGAAUUAUUUCAUUUCAGCGAAUUAAUGGGCAGAAGUUAAUAGACUGCCCAUAAACUGAGUUGUACAACUUUCAAAUGCUGCACAUGGUGUUUGUUUACAUGCAUUCCGAACUGUCAAAAUCGAGUGAAGUUUCUGUACAUGAAGUACAAGUAGAAUUGAACCUGAAUUGAACAUACAGGAACAUGGGAAGGCUGUUGUGAUGUUUGCUUACAGAUAUUUUUAAAAUAAUUUAGCUGCAAUAUUUCGUGAACUGUGAAAGCUGUCGGUGUUAUUGACUAUUUGGUGCAGAAGCGUUACGAAACCCCUCUGAAAUUUAAUCUUAAUGUUUAAAUGGACUUAUUGGCACAGGCCAAGGUUUUACUCGUUUUCUUUUCUCUACACGGUAUGACAUUUAAAAGGGUUACAACGUGAUCAUUAUCUUAAUUGUUGAAGCGAAUCUUCACCAUCUUCAAUAUACUUUAAGUCAGUGUUUAUAGACUGGCAUGGACCAAUGACGUAAAAUGUCUGUCUCCACGGCAACUGAAGCCAAAACAUAACCUGGAUUCUUUGUAGGAAUAAUUUUGAGAAAAUGAGAACUGUACCAACGUGGGUUGAUAAAGUACAGGAUAGAGAUAAAGUAGAGCAAUGCAUAUAUGAUUUGUGCUUCAACCCUGAUGGUACACAGCUGGUGGUAGCUGCAGGACAAAGGGUGCUUGUGUAUGAUACCAUUGACGGAGCACUUAUCCAACCUUUGAAAGGCCAUAAGGAUGUAGUUUACUGUGUGUGUUACGCUCGAGAUGGUAAACGGUUUGCGUCAGGAAGUGCUGAUAAAUCUGUUAUUAUUUGGACAUCAAAACUUGAAGGUGUUUUGAAAUACACUCACAAUGAUGCCAUCCAGUGUUUGGCAUACAAUCCUGUGUCCCACCAUCUUGCUAGUUGUGCUCUUAGUGACUUUGCAUAUUGGUCAGCUGAACAGAAGGCUGUGCAGAAAUACAAGAGCAAUUCACGCAUCAAUGCCUGUGCCUGGACAAAUGAUGGACAGUACUUGGCUUUGGGGUUAGGCAAUGGAGUGGUGUCUAUCAGAAAUAAGAAUGGAGAAGAGAAGGGAAAAAUUGAACGACCUGGGGGUUCUCAGUCACCUAUAUGGGCUUUAGCAUGGAGCCCUUCAAAAGAAGAUAAUUAUGAUAUUUUGUGUGUUGGAGAUUGGGGACAAACCUUAUCAUUUUAUACAAUGGGUGGAAAACUGGUUGGUAAGGAGAGACCACUAGGGUAUGAUCCACUUUGUGUGAACUACUUUAAUAAAGGAGAGUAUUUACUCAUUGGUGGAUCAAACAAAGCUUGCACUUUGAUGACUAGAGAUGGCAUCAAACUGGGCACUGUGGGUGAAGAACAGUCUUCAUGGGUAUGGUGCUGUGCUGUCCGACCAGAUUCUUCCUUUGUGGCAGUUGGAUGUCAAGAUGGGACAAUAGCAUACUACCAGCUGGUAUUCAGCACUGUUCAUGGACUUUACAGAGAGCGUUAUGCAUUCCGAGAAAACAUGACUGAUGUCAUCAUUCAACACCUAUUGACUGACCAGAAAGUACGAAUUAAGUGCCGGGAUCUUAUUAAGAAAAUUGCUAUUUAUAAACACAGAUUAGCAGUUCAGCUUCCAGAACGUGCUGUUAUUUAUGAAUUGUAUUCAGGUGAUUCAACGAGCAUGCACUAUCGUGUUCGAGAUAAAAUAAAUCAGAAAUUAGAUUGCAAUCUUUUGGUGAUAUGUACAAACCAUUUAGUUUUGUGUCAAGAAAAGCGUCUUCAGUCAUUAACAUUUGCUGGUGUGAAGGAAAGAGAAUGGCUUAUGGAAUCUCCUAUUCGUUACAUAAAAGUGGUUGGAGGUCCUCCUGGCCGUGAGGGAUUGCUUCUAGGUUUGAAAAAUGGUCAGGUGUGGAAAAUAUAUUUGGACAAUGCUUUCCCAGUAAAUCUGUUGAAACUUCAGUCGGCAAUUCGAUGUUUGGAUCUCAGUGCCUCAAGACAAAAAUUAGCUGUUGUUGACGAAAACAAUCAGUUGCUUGUAUAUAACUUGCGAACUCAGGAACUCCUCUUCCAGGAGGCCAAUGCCAACAGUGUGGCGUGGAAUACUUACUGUGAAGAGAUGCUGUGCUUCUCAGGAAACAAUACACUCUGUAUUAAAGCCAGCAACUUCCCUGUGCACCAGCAGAAGCUUACAGGUUUUGUUGUUGGACUUUGUGGCUCCAAGGUCUUUUGUCUUAGAGUAGCCACAAUGUCCACAAUUGAAGUUCCACUAUCAACUCCGAUGUAUCAGUACCUUGAGAAGAAAAUGUUCAGGGAAGCAUAUGAAGUGGCUUGCCUUGGAGUGACAGCUGGUGAUUGGGAAGCACUGGGUCAUGCAGCACUCGAUGGUUUGAAUUUAGAAGUAGCAAAGGAAUCUUUCCGACGAGUGAAGAACAUACAGUACGUUGAACUCAUUUUGGAUUUUGAAGAUCGUCGUCGAAGAGGAGAAAAGGAUGAUGAAGUUUUCCUAGCUGAUGUUUUAGCAUACAGAUGCAAGUUCAAGGAGGCAGCUCGUUUAUAUCAACGGGUUGCACAGGAGCAAAAAGCUCUAAAUAUGUACAUGGACUUACGGAUGUUCGACUUGGCUCAGGAAUUUCUUGGAUCUGUGGAUAAUAUUGACCGUAAAACCAUAAUUCGGAAGAAGGCAGAAUGGGCCCGAAACAAUAACGAGCCUCGUGCUGCUGCAGAAAUGUAUUUAUCUGCUGGAGAUACACAAAGAGCAAUUGAGAUCAUUGGUGAGAACGGAUGGGUUGAAAAACUAGUGGAUGUUGGGCGACGUCUGGACAAGGCAGACCAGGAAGCUAUUGCUUUAGUGGCCACUCACUUGAGGCGACUUGAACAACUGACAUAUGCCACAGAGAUGUACAGAAAACUUGGUGAUGAAAAAAGUGUUGUCCAGCUGUAUGUGGAAGCAAAGGAAUGGAAGGAAGCUUUUGUGUUGGCUGAGAAACAUCCAGAGUAUAAGGAUUUGGUUUAUGUGCCAUAUGCCAAAUGGCUGGCUGAAAAUGACAAAUUUGUUGAUGCCCAAAAAGCUUUCCAUAAAGCUGGGCGCCCUGAGGAAGCAUUUCAUGUCUUGCAGGAGUUGACUCACAAUGCUGUUAAUGAAGCCAGGUUCCAAGAUGCCAGUUACUAUUAUUGGAUUCUGGCUCGGCAGUGUUUAGAUAUUGCAAGCCAAAAUGCAGAGAGACAACAGGAAAUGAUUGCUAAAUUUUAUGAGCAUGAGAAAUAUGCUUCAAUAUACUAUGCUUAUGACACAAUUCAACGCUAUCUGGAUGAGCCCUUCACCUCUUACAUGCCAGAAGGUCUCUUUAACAUUUCCAGGUUUCUUCUUCAUGAAAUUAAAGAUGGAUGUCCAAAAGGAAUAUCACAAUUUGCUGUAUUGUAUUCUCUUGCCAAACAAGCUCGAAACUUGGGUGCUUAUAAAUUGGCAAGACAAGUCUUAGAAAAGAUGCAACAUCUUCAUAUUCCUUCAAGGUUUCAGGAAUAUGUUGACUUGUCUGUUCUGAUGGUACGAGCUAAACCUUACCAUGACAAUGAAGAGUUGCUCCCCAUGUGCUACAGAUGCUCAACUUACAAUCCACUAUUAACUUCUUCAGGCAAUGGUUGUACUAACUGUGGCCAGCCAUUUGUAUAUUCAUUUAACGACAAUGCAGAUUUUCUUCCAGUUGUAGUAAAUCGAUCAACACUCCAGGCAAUGGAGCCAGAUAGUGUUGUUAUUUGCAGGUGGCCAUCACCUUUAAAAUAUCAGUUUUAUCGUAAUAUCUUACCAGAACUUCAAAUAACAUUAUGUUCUAUUUGCAACAAGGUUUUCCAUGUUGAUGACUUUGAAGUACAAAUUUUGCAAAAGGGCCACUGCCCAUUUUGUAGAUCUCCCACCAAAACUUCAGUGGAACCUGAAGAUUCUUUGGUUGGUUAAAAAACUUAUAUAAAACAAAAUAAAUACAGUGCAUAGUCUAUAUUGUUGUUUUUCUUAAAUCACUGGGCUGAUUCAUUGUGCUCUUUCCUUCCAUCUUAUAUUAUGUUGUUCGCUAGACUGAUUUACUGGGGGGUUGUAUUUUACAACUUUUUUGGAACUCGCGUAAUGAUGUAAUACAGAAGCAUUACUUAUUGUCUUCUCAAGAAAACUAAAAUAUUGACUUUAGAAUCAGCCC
Gryllus bimaculatus (two-spotted cricket) is the source of this 4493-nucleotide messenger RNA. Lineage: Eukaryota; Metazoa; Arthropoda; Insecta; Orthoptera; Gryllidae. The record is from the annotation of a GenBank genome assembly.